Messenger RNA from Octopus sinensis (East Asian common octopus), 876 nucleotides. RefSeq names its product zinc finger protein 708-like. The coding region runs from base 1 to 876 and encodes 291 amino acids. Lineage: Eukaryota; Metazoa; Mollusca; Cephalopoda; Octopoda; Octopodidae. Gene Ontology annotation, molecular function: DNA-binding transcription factor activity, RNA polymerase II-specific; RNA polymerase II cis-regulatory region sequence-specific DNA binding. The transcript has a single exon. The record is from RefSeq and is a predicted model, not a curated record. Gene Ontology annotation, cellular component: PcG protein complex; transcription regulator complex. Gene Ontology annotation, biological process: regulation of transcription by RNA polymerase II.
AUGGAAAAACAGUUAUUAAGUGAACAAACAAAUGAUUAUGAAGAGAAAUUAUUUAUUGUAAAUAGCAACUUAAUUAAUACCAAAAUGGUUAAAUCAAUAGCAAGACCAUAUCAAUGUGACAUUUGUGGCAAAGCAUUUACCAAAAAUAGUCAUUUGACAGAUCAUAGACGUACCCACACUGGUGAUAAACCAUUCCAUUGUGAAUUCUGUGCCAAGUCUUUCCCUGUGCAAAGCAGUUUAAUUAAGCAUAUAUUGGUUCAUACUGGAGAGAAGCAAUACCAUUGUGAAAUUUGUAGCAAAGCAUUCUCGCAAAACAGUAACUUGAAAAAGCAUAAACUUAUUCACUCUGGUGAAAAACCCUAUCAAUGUGGAAUUUGUGGAAAAUCAUUUGCUGUUGAAAAUUACUUAAUUCAACACAAAUAUAUUCAUACAAAAGAGAAACCAUAUCACUGUGGAAUUUGUGGGAAAUUAUUUUCUCGUAAGAAUUAUUUAUUGGUUCACAAGCGUGUUCACAAAGUAGUAAAACCGUUUCAGUGUCAAACUUGUGGAGAGAGCUUUUCUAAAGAAAAAGGUUUAAUUCAACAUGGAGUAAUACACACUGGUGGGAAACCAUUUGUGUGUGACAUUUGCGGAAAGGCAUUUUCUCAAAACAACUACCUGUUCAUUCAUAAACGAAUUCACCAGCCAGGGAAACCUUAUUGUUGUGAAUUUUGUGGAAAAGCCUUCACUGUCAAUAAAAAUCUAAUCCAGCAUAAAGUUGUUCAUAGUGAAAAUAAACCUUACCACUGUGAAAUUUGUGGAAAAAUAUUUUCCCGAAAGAAUGAGUUAACUGUUCACAAACGAGUUCACACUGGGGAAAAAACCAUACCAUUGUGA